AUGGACCUUUCAAGAAAUAACUUAUCUGGAAAAAUUCCCGAACAACUCACAAGUCUUCUAGGAUUGCGUGUCUUAAACUUAUCUGAAAACCAUUUGACUGGAAAGAUCCCAGACAAAAUUAGUAAAUUGGCAUUGCUAGAGUCUCUUGAUUUAUCCAGAAAUCAACUUUGGGGUACAAUUCCUCUGAGCAUGUCAAAUUUAACUUUUUUAAGUUACUUUAAUUUGUCGAAUAACAACUUGUUAGGAAAAAUUUUAUUAGGAAAUCAGCUCCAGAUACUUCAAGAUCCUUCUAUUUAUAUGGGCAACAAUGAUCUCUGUGGACUUCCUCUUUCAGAUAAGUGUGAUAGUGAUGUGACUUCUCAAAGUCCAAUGCCUGUUGGUGGUGAUAUAAAAAAAGAUGAUGGAACGCAUGAAAUGGUUUGGUUUUACUCUGCAUUGGGACCAGGAUUUGCUGUGGGGUUUUGGGCCUUCUGUGGCGUUUUAGUGCUCAAGAAAGCUUGGAGGAUCGCCUAUUAUUGUUUUGUUGAUGAGAUGAAAGAAAGACUUCUUUACAGCUGUCUCUUUGCAAGACGUUAG
Molecule: messenger RNA, 576 nt
Organism: Magnolia sinica
Lineage: Eukaryota; Viridiplantae; Streptophyta; Magnoliopsida; Magnoliales; Magnoliaceae
Product: receptor-like protein EIX2
Exons: 1
Coding region: 1-576 (191 amino acids)
Molecular function (GO): protein binding
Source: RefSeq, a predicted model, not a curated record